AUGCUGCCGCUCGAAUUGAUAGGCAUUUACAGGCAGUACAAGCAAGAUACCGAUUCAUUCGCCCGAUGGGUCGCCUCGACUGCCAAUACCUGCGGAUACCCUGCUGAUCUACUAUCCAACUCAGUUCCCGGGUCUGCAGAGACGUCCGAGCAGCGUCCUAAAGGCGGGCGUCUGAAGGGCAAGGAGAGAGCCAAGGCUCGCGCUGCCGGCGGAGGAAAGAAGGGAUCGAAUCUGGAGACAACGACAGAGACGAAAUACAUCAUCGCCAUCAAGGGCUUCCUGCCACUAGCGACCUUCAUUGCCGGUCGCCAAGAUCCGGCUGUUUCCGUGCCUGAUGUCUUCUCUACCACAAUCGAUCGCAUUGUCCGCCUGCGGUCUGCGUUUGCUGGUCAUUUGAGCGAUGGCGGAGCUCAGCCAAAUUCUCAGUUCGACGAACAGCAUGAAUACUUCGUUGGUGUUCUGAUGAAGGUUAGAGAGGCGUUACGAUCUUAUAUGGCACAUACAAAAGCAGAAGACGCCGCAGCAGAUGCCGGUACAAACGCCAUCAACGAUGCGCCCAACGACCCGGCCAAAGAUCUUGGCAACAGAUUCGCUGCUUUGUCUGUUGACGAGCCGACCGAAGCAUUCAUCGAAGCAUUCCGCAACGCGUCACAUGAGAGACCGAAACCACGCGACGAAGACCCCGUCUCUUACGGAUCCGAGCCCCAAAGUUCACCGGGGGAUGCCAUGUUUGCUGUUUCGGCUCUGGCAAACGACCUACAGAAGAUCAGAGCUCAAAUCAAGAGUAUCUGGGUAAACCAUCGUUAUAGCACUCUGGAUCUCGCUUCUGCUGCUGUCGCUACUACUGUAGCCACGUCUAUUGCUCGUGGAUUGGUCAAGGAGGUCCGCCUUCAAAUGGACAUGAACAGCUCCAACUACGACAAGUACGUCAUCGUCUCACAUGUCAUGAACAGCUUCAUCCACGCCCUUCAUCCUAAAAGGCUUCCACUGAUCAAUGAAAAGAUACUCGGCACUUACGACCCUUCUAGCAACCUUGAUUCCAAGACGGGUGUAGAGAAGACGGCCGAAGAUAGGAUUCUUCUGAUGGACUUUUUCCUGGAGCUCAUUACCGUGAUUCGAAUGGUUCCUGAGUACCCAGUCGAGGAUGAGUUCUUGCGCGAAAUGAGACUUUUCGAAAUGAACUCAAAGAACGUCUCCUUUUCGCUUAUCUUCACUGGACAAGCCUUUCUUGACAUUCAUCACACGAUACGUGCCGUGUCGCUACAAAGCUUGGUGGCCAUGAUGAAUGAGCUUACGAUCACGAGGAAGUCUCUAGAAACUCACCUGGAGUUCCACAAAAGCUUGGAACUCAAGACUUGGCCUACUUCAAACGACUACCGGAUGCAAAUUCUUUGUGCAAGAAUGAGAAGAAUGGAUAGAGAUCCGGUAUACGAGGGAGAGGCUAAGGCGUACACGGAGAUGGGUUUGCCUAUGCCUGCGGCAAUGCAGCCUCAUCGCAUCAUGAUCUACUCCCCUGUGUAUACCUACAGUUUCGCCGUCGCAAAUGCUUGCGGUUCCAGCAUGACUGCGGCUCACCUCUACAAUGCCCUGCGUGUGGAGGACUUGAUGGAGGAACCGUGGCCCGAUAUGCAGGUCAUGAUUGGCCUUCUAGGCUGCGACAAUUUUUGGGCUGGAGGUAAACACCCCAGCACUACCGAACGUUGUUACCAGAAGUUCUGCCUCCAGACGGCUCUCUCAGCUGCGGCUUUCGCGACAAAUCGCCGGCGUAACGCGCCUGUCACCUCACGCUCCGGGCCGCGGGGCAUCAAAGAGGGCGCGCCCGUAUCUUGGGCCAUAACAGAUGCCAAGAUCUUUUCGAGUACCGAUGUGGACUGGACGCCUAAGCUGCUCGACGACAUUGUUGCGCGUAGCACCUAUCGGCGGGAGCGCUCAGAAGAUGAUGACCGGCGCUUCACUCUGUCACAAAUCUGCGAUCCACAAGAACGUAGGGCCAGAGAUCGACUUCGGCAGCAGGCCGUCAAGGCAAGGGCAGCGGGGACAGAUAAGAACAUGACCGGUGGUAGUCUCGCCCCCGAGAACAUUACCCUGUCGCUAGUUUUAGCUCUGCACGCCGAAUCUCUCGAGAUGGCCUUCCCGUGGCUGUUGAUGCAUUGCGGCUGCUGGAGGUUCCUCCGAGCGGUAAAAGAACACUGCGAUCCUUUGUUGCGGGAGCUAUGCACACAUGCCUCUUUGUCGAAGGAGGCCAGUUUGCAUUCUGUGGUUGGCUUCAUUCUCAAGGCUGCUGCGAAAGGCGUUGAUGGGGGGUUGCAGGACAAGAGCCUGUUGACCACCGCGGCGGAGGUCUAUAACGGCUAGCUUAGCACCAAGGCAGGCGGCAGCGAGGCAGGCAAGACGGCACUGGAGGUUGCACGUGGGUUUGGAUUGACCAUUGACUACGAGUUUGCCGCUUCUACUUCUAUAGCGACGAGCGUCUAAUUGCAGAAUGAGUUGAGGGUCAGUACGUCAGGUGUCAAGGAAGGUACUGGUCAUUUCACGGCAUGGGAGGAACUCGGACGUUCAGAGGAUUUGAUAUCUCAUGCUGGAAGAACUUG
This is a messenger RNA of Colletotrichum godetiae, 2591 nucleotides long. RefSeq lists its product as uncharacterized. Bases 1 to 2355 code for a protein of 784 amino acids. The record is from RefSeq and is a predicted model, not a curated record. The transcript has 3 exons. NCBI's taxonomy places the organism in Eukaryota, Fungi, Ascomycota, Sordariomycetes, Glomerellales, Glomerellaceae.